AACCAUCGCAAUGCUCUCCUCCCUCAGAGCCACCGCUUCCCGCUCCCUCACUCGCAGCCUUGCUUCCCAGCAGCAGCGAGGAUUCAAGUGCAGCGUCCUCGGAGCUGCCGGUGGCAUUGGACAGCCCCUCUCCCUCCUCCUCAAGCUCAACCCCCGCGUUACCGAGCUCACCUGCUACGAUGUUGCUCCUGUCACUCCUGGUGUUGCGGCCGAUCUUUCCCACUGCUCCUCCAACUCCAAGUGCACUGGAUACUCCGGAGAGGACCUCAAGAAGGCCCUCGAUGGCUGCCAGGUUGUUGUCAUCCCUGCCGGUGUUCCCCGCAAGCCCGGCAUGACUCGUGAUGAUCUCUUCAACACCAACGCAAGCAUCGUCAAGAACUUGGUUGCUGCUUGCGCCGAGGCCUGCCCCAAGGCCUGCCUCUUGAUCAUCUCCAACCCUGUCAACUCCACUGUUCCCAUCGCUUCCGAGGUGUUGAAGAGCAAGGGCGUCUACGAUCCCAAGAAGCUCUUUGGUGUCACCACCCUUGACGUUGUCCGUGCUCGCACCUUCAUCGCUCAGGCCAAGGGCCUCGACGUCAACAAGGUCACCAUCCCGGUCAUUGGAGGACACGCUGGUACCACCAUCGUUCCCCUCAUCUCGCGUGCCGAGCCCAAGGUUUCCUUCCCCGACGCUGAGCGUGAUGCUUUGACCAACCGCAUCAUGUUCGGAGGAGACGAAGUUCUCAAGGCCAAGGCUGGAGGAGGAUCCGCCACCCUCUCCAUGGCCUUCGCUGGAGCUGAGUUCGCCGACAAGGUCAUGGCUGCCCUCGAUGGCAAGACCGGCAUCACUGAGUGCACCUUCGUCGAGUCCACCGUUACCUCUAGCAAGUUCUUCUCCUCCCCUGUCACCCUCGGCAAGAACGGAGUUGAGCAGAUCCACGGAUACGGAGAGGUCAACGCCUACGAGCAGAAGCUCAUCAACGACAUGUUGCCCGACCUCACCGCUCAGGUCGAGAAGGGCAUCAAGUGGGCGCAGGAGAACAAGUAAAUUCAAGCCUGAACAUCACGAGGGGAGAGCAGAGCUUCGAGUUUCUCGUUGGUUUCAUUAAAAUCUCGAGUUUUU
Messenger RNA from Guillardia theta CCMP2712, 1102 nucleotides. RefSeq lists its product as hypothetical. NCBI's taxonomy places the organism in Eukaryota, Cryptophyceae, Pyrenomonadales, Geminigeraceae. Bases 11 to 1027 code for a protein of 338 amino acids. Gene Ontology annotation, cellular component: cytoplasm; mitochondrion. Gene Ontology annotation, molecular function: L-malate dehydrogenase (NAD+) activity. The record is from RefSeq and is a predicted model, not a curated record. Gene Ontology annotation, biological process: tricarboxylic acid cycle; malate metabolic process. The transcript has 14 exons.